AAACUUACACGGGAGUUUGUCAGUGAAGUUCCGCGUACCGGGCGAUAUAUACGCGAAUGGAAAUUUGAAAAAAUUGUGUAAAGUUAGUUAAAACUCUCGUCGAGUUUGAAAUUGAAAAAGUUUCUCGCGUGUUUGUGAGCGAUAGAUUUAACUCUGCUUUUGAUUUUUGUCAUCUGAUAUCAAGUUUUGACUAAAUUAAAAACAGCGCUGAUCGUCAAAAAACGAUCACAUUCCCUACCACGUCUUAAGGUGCAUUCCUCUCAGCAGGAUAAAUUGCAAAUGGUACAGUCAUUAGCUACACAUGUCACCAAACUCAUUAAAAAUGAAAGUUUUCAACCCAAUGGCGCACGUAACGUCGAUGAGUGUUUUUGAAAUGAUCCCGUUUUAAUUGGCGAAUCUCUUUAUACGUUUUUUGGACAUUAGAGAGAAGGCUCUUUCACGAAAUGGAAAUAUACAUCUGGUUGUUUAUUUGCAUUUGUAAUUUUAAUGGACUUGUAUCUGGUGCUGGACUGAAAUGGGUUCGUGUAAACGUACCUCAAUAUAGGGUACCAGGGGAAACGGCCCAGUUACAAUGUGAAUACGACUUAGGUAAUGAUACUUUAUAUUCCGUUAAAUGGUAUAAGGAUCACGAGGAAUUCUAUAGAUUCGUUCCGAAAGAAAGGCCUCAAUCUAAUUGGUUCGAAGUAGAUGGAAUUCACGUUGACAUGAGUCGUUCCGAUAGCAAAAGAGUUGUAAUAAGACCUAUAGAUUGGAAGAGUACCGGAAUAUUUCGAUGUGAAGUAUCCGCAGAGGCUCCAUCUUUUGCUUCAGCGCAGAGCGAGGCAAAAAUGGAAGUAGUAGCUCUUCCAACUGAAAAUCCUGUUAUAUCAGGUGUAGAAGACGAAUAUCAAAUUGGAGAUGAAAUAAAUUUAAAUUGUACAGCAGGAAAAAGUCAUCCUGCUUCUAUCUUGCAUUGGUAUAUAAACGAACAGCAGAUUCAAAAACAAGACGCACUAAUUUCAUAUCCCGACGAACAACAUUCGCGAGGUUUGGUAUCAUCGGUGUUAGGUCUAAAAUUCAAAUUGGGUAACCACCAUUUCCGUGGAGGUUCGAUGAGGGUGAAAUGUGUAGCUUCAAUGACACCUUUACUAUAUGAAUCAGACAGGGAAAGUGUCGUACACACGAAAUCUCUACCACUAAGAGAAGCCCUUCUAUUGGUGAAAAGUUUCGGCAGUCGAAACGAGUUCAACAUCGCCUCAUUUCUUUUCGCUGCAAUAUACCUUUUAACGUGAGUGUUUUUAAUUGUAUAAAAAAAUAUCGUGGUAAAUAAAAAAUUGUUUCAAUAUUUGUGCAAUUCGAUGUCGCCUUGAACUGAACUGCUAUUCUUAGUGUCUAUUUCGACUGUGAUAAUCAUCUAAAUGAAAACUUUGUUUAUUCUCCCCGUAACCCCCAAUGACUUUCGAACAAUUUUAGUAUUUUAGAAAUUGAUUAUUUUUGCAUGAUUAUGAUCAAUGUAAAUAUUAAUAUAAAGGAUGUUACCUUCAUAGCAAUCAAAACAAACUUUAUCGAUUUAAUUCAUCAAUUGCAGAUUGUGGAAAAUAAUUGAGUCUUCUAAAGAUGAAAAUAUCCUUAAUAUUGAUCUUUAUAUUAACAAAUUCUAUAGAAUACAUUUGUAUACUACCCUCAUUGAAUGUUUGGGCGUCCGUUGAAAUAAAAUAGUAUUCCAAUGGAAGUAAUUAUAUAAUACAGAAUCAAAUGUGUGAUAAAACUAAUUACUAGUUCAUUCAGUAUAUUUUGGUUAAUUAUGAUCGUCAAAUUUGGCUUAAUAAACAGUUCUCAAUGUAACAUGUUACAAAUUACGUCAAUCAAUUAUUAUUCAAAUAAUUAAAUAUGUUUUAUAAACUUCUGAGAUGGAUAGAACUAAAAAAUGUCCUGGAAAUUUUAUUUCAUGAGACAUUUGUUUCAUGACGACUCUUCACAAUAGAGAUAAAAUUUCUCCAUUCACGAAAUUUUUGCUUCUAAGAUUCGAGAUAUUAUCUGCCAUUUUCAAGUGAUUCAAUUAUCAUUCGCGCGAUUGUUACAAAAGAGAAUCGAAGAAGAAGAAGAACGCUUGUUAUUAUUACCUAAUAGCUUCUCAAAAAAUCUCAUACAUUUUGGGAAUGCCGUCAGAUUUAUAAGCAAGAGAAAAGCAUCAUUUAAUAUGUAAUGUAUUCAAGAAAUCGCAAUUUUUUUCAGGAUGUCUGUGGUUGAUUUUCAGUAUUAACUCCAAAUAACAAAGUCUGCAUUAUAAAAAGACUCUUAUUUUCCAUUUGAGUUUUUUCUAUUUUAUAAAAAUAACGGACGCCACUGAAAUAACCAAAUUUUACGUUAAUAAAAUGCACUACAAAAAUAUUAAUCAUUGAAGAUUAAAUUUUUUAUUAUUAAAUGUAUUUUAUACAAAAAUAAGUGUAGGCCAAGGCUCAAUCAACGCGAUAUUGUUUUAAAAGGAAAACUACCAAUCUGCCAUUAGAUUGAAUGACAUUUUAAUAAUUUUGAACGUUGCUUGUCACGUAAGAUUGUCUCCACUCCUCAAUUCUGUUACUUCAAUAAAUGUAAAGUGAAAACAGUAUAGAAAACGCAACAAAACACACAAGUAUUUGGUCGUUUUCUAAUCAUAUUUUAUCCUGUUGAAAGAGCCAGUCGUAGAAAGUGGCCAUAGAAAAAAAAAUUGCAAUUUUGUUAAUAUAUAAAUGAUAAGUCAAAUUUAAAGUAAUUAAUUUCAGAGAUUAGAGUCGCAGAUAAUGGUUAUUUUUUAUCAUUUUUUUAGACCAUAUUGUAACAUGUCUGUGUAAAUAAAAAAAAGUAUUGGAUCCAUAAUUUUUGUCAAACAAAUUUACAAUAAACUUUUUUUGCCCAA
Diorhabda carinulata is the source of this 2875-nucleotide messenger RNA. RefSeq names its product cell adhesion molecule 2-like. The coding region runs from base 444 to 1271 and encodes 275 amino acids. NCBI's taxonomy places the organism in Eukaryota, Metazoa, Arthropoda, Insecta, Coleoptera, Chrysomelidae. The record is from RefSeq and is a predicted model, not a curated record. The transcript is spliced from 7 exons.